CAUACUAUCUAUCUAUCUAGAGAAGAGAGGUGAAGUUCUACAAUGGGGAGCGGCGGCGGCAGCGACGUGGAAGCAGGGUUUGCAAAGCUACAAGGCGAAGACUUUGAGUACUUCAUGCAAACCUACUCCAUAAUUCUAGGUCGAAACAGCAAGAAAUCCACGGUCGAUGUCGAUCUCUCCUCCCUCGGAGGUGGAAUGAAUAUCUCUCGCAACCACGCUCGCAUCUUCUACGAUUUCCAGCGCCGCCGAUUUGCCCUAGAGGUCUUAGGAAAAAAUGGUUGCUUUGUCGAGGGUGUCCUUCAUCUUCCUGGGACACCCCCUGUCAAGCUUGAUUCGCAAGAUCUCCUUCAAAUCGGAGACAAGGAAUUCUAUUUUCUCUUACCUGUUCGAAGCAUUCUUGGCGGUCCGAUCGGUCCUCGCCACCAUGCCAGUCAACCCUCUUCACAUCACCACCAUUUGCCGCCGCCUGCUGCUUCUGCGCCGAUGAGGGCUGUUGUAGCCCCUUCGCCGCCUAGGGCGAGUUAUGGUUCUUCGAAGAAGAGUUCGACUUCUAGGGCUGUGAGUAAUGAGUAUUUUGAGGAUGAUAUGGACGAUGAUAAUGAUCGAGGCGAUGGUGCGGAUAAGGUUGUUUGUAAGAAGAUGAGAAGAGGAGAGGGGAAUGAAGGCUACCGUUAUGGUUCGGGUGGUAAGGCUGCUAUGCAGGGGAGUCUAGAUCGCAAAGUUGAGGCGAGAUCAAGAGUUGACAGAGAUUCUGACAAUCAGCAGCUUCUGCAGUUGGAAGAAAAGGACAUUGUAUCGUCUGUAGCAACUGUUCUUUCAGAUCUUUGUGGCCCUGGGGAAUGGAUGGCGAUGGACAAACUUCAUUCAGAGUUGUGGGAACAGUAUGGGUCAGUUUGGCAUCACAGUCGAGUAAGGCGAUACCUGACAAGUGAGGAUUAUCAUCCUCCUGCUGGUUCUCCAGAAACCAAAGGAGUAAAGCAGCCAUGGUAUGGGUUGCUUAUGUUGUUGAGGAAAUACCCUGAACAUUUUGUCAUCAACACUCGAUCUAAGGGGAGGUUCACACAAGAGUUUGUCUCUCUCGUCUCUCUACUCUCAUGAUCAUUCGAUCAGUUGAAGAUCGCAGUCAAGUUUGUAUGUUCUAUUUCUUUUAGAUUUGGAAAAUAUGGAUUUUCUUAUAGAUUUAACAAAAUUUCAUGUG
Molecule: messenger RNA, 1198 nt
Organism: Impatiens glandulifera
Lineage: Eukaryota; Viridiplantae; Streptophyta; Magnoliopsida; Ericales; Balsaminaceae
Product: FHA domain-containing protein FHA2-like
Exons: 3
Coding region: 43-1098 (351 amino acids)
Biological process (GO): regulation of ribosomal protein gene transcription by RNA polymerase II
Cellular component (GO): nucleus
Molecular function (GO): protein binding; sequence-specific DNA binding
Source: RefSeq, a predicted model, not a curated record